UGAGAUUUGAUAUUUGAUUGUUCAGAAUGGUAUCCGGCAUUGUGUUGUCUCCAAUUGUAAAUAUUUUUGUCAUUAUUUCUGCAGCUGUCGCAAAUUGUCAGAUGAAAGUGUCUCAAACCCCCGAAAGUACAUACGCUGUCGAAGGUGAAAGCUUUACCUUUUACUGCGCAUUCCCUCUUUUUCGCGAUCAAUCCAAUGUGACUAUCAGUUGGUGGAAACUCGGCGAUACCGAACUUCUGCAGUCAGGAUCUGACGGCAGGAAACGAUUUCUUCCGUUGAAGAAAGGUGAAGCCUCUCUGCAACUCUUAAACGUCAAGGCCGAUGACUCUGGAGUCUAUUACUGUGGAGUAAAACAUCCGGAUAGCCCCAUUGUAAAUGGAACUGGGUCAAGGCUUGUUAUCUAUGUUCCUCCAAUUCCAUUGAAAAUUAUCUCCAAAUCACCUGAGAACAGUGUUCCCGGAACUUUGAUUGUCUUGUGCAAAACGGCUGCUUUUUACCCAGACAGUAUUAAUCUAACUUGGUACAAGGAUGGCGUUCAUGUUACCAACGGGAUAAUGGCUCUGAAGCACUUGAAUUCCAAAGGACUUUAUGAACUUACCAGCUGCAUGGAAGUCACCCGUGCAACCCACAAUGUUACCUGUCAGGUCACUCACCGCACGCUUCCGAUUCCAGUCCGCAGCACCUUCUUUGUCUCAAAUCGGAAAGUCCACAGGUUCAACAUUCCUUUGAUUCCUCAAUUUAUAUUAGGUUUCUUCAUGAUUCUCGCUCUGACACUUAUCAUUGCUGAUUAUGUCAAACAUCUUAAAGUGAAAGGAAGUAAUAAUGCACAUGUGGAAAAACAGAACAAGUUGAUCUGCGGAAACAAAAGUUGAGAACCUAUGACAGUGCAGCAACACAAAACAGUGAAAGAAAUGGAUUUAUGCAUUUGUCAACGUCAGUCAGAAAAAAGAAUGUAGCAAUGUGAAGUAAUAAAACAUUUAAAACCAAUUUAAACAAUGUA
Molecule: messenger RNA, 1000 nt
Organism: Hemiscyllium ocellatum (epaulette shark)
Lineage: Eukaryota; Metazoa; Chordata; Chondrichthyes; Orectolobiformes; Hemiscylliidae
Product: immunoglobulin lambda-1 light chain-like
Exons: 5
Coding region: 27-872 (281 amino acids)
Biological process (GO): cell surface receptor signaling pathway; cellular response to lipopolysaccharide; positive regulation of T cell proliferation
Cellular component (GO): external side of plasma membrane
Source: RefSeq, a predicted model, not a curated record